UGCAGAAUGACCCCAAAAAAGUUUUACCGAUACGUGAUAAAGGGAAUCUACUUCUAUUGCGGUAAAAAUAAGAAUGGAUGCACCGUGAAUGAAUUGACGUCUUAUGUGUACUUAAAAAAUCAACGAUCAAACAAAAUCGAUUUUAUCGAAAAAAUCGUUCAGCUAGUUACAGCCCAGCUUCGCUCGCAAGCACUUGUUACCGAAUCUAGCAACGGAAGACUCAUCCUCAACGAACUCCUUUUCAACGAGUCGCUCGCCGAUAAACCACAAAACUCACGAGACAACUCUGAUGACAGUUCUGAUGAAUCAUCGGCCUCCGGUACGUCUUCAUCGCAAUCAUCCAUCGGCUCCUCCCGAACUCAAUCGCUCCAAUCGAUAGACAAUGCUAGCAAAUUCGGCAGAGACGAAAAAUUUCGUCUGGAUCCGAAUCAACAGAAUCCAUCGAAAAGAAAAUCGCUUUCUUCAAGUGAAGACGAACCUCCGCCGAAAUCGUUGAGUAAUCGAAAAGGAAAGUUUACAACUUUGCCGAGAUAUCGAAAGCACUAGCUCAUGUGCGGUAAAUUGUUUUCGUUCGUUUCCGGAACAAUGUUCGAAAAUUAAACGCCAAACCAAAGCAUAGAACAGAAAUUAUUAAUAAUCUUUUAUUUUUUUUUUGUGAAGAAA
Malaya genurostris is the source of this 663-nucleotide messenger RNA. RefSeq lists its product as uncharacterized. The transcript is spliced from 2 exons. The record is from RefSeq and is a predicted model, not a curated record. Bases 7 to 546 code for a protein of 179 amino acids. NCBI's taxonomy places the organism in Eukaryota, Metazoa, Arthropoda, Insecta, Diptera, Culicidae.